Molecule: messenger RNA, 413 nt
Organism: Racocetra persica
Lineage: Eukaryota; Fungi; Glomeromycota; Glomeromycetes; Diversisporales; Gigasporaceae
Source: the annotation of a GenBank genome assembly
AACUUGUUUCAAGAUAUAAAAAGCAUAAUAAUAUUUCCAAGCAACGAAAUACUGGAACAUAUUUAACCAGAUACGAAUGUGAAGGGCUUCUUUCAAUUUUCAUUGAUUUAAUAAAUCAAUAUGCAAACAUUAAGCUUAACUAUAAGCAGCUCCAUCAGCGGCCACAAUUUAUUGGUGUAACAGAACAAGUUAAGCAAUAUAUUCAUGAACAUCUAAUACUUAGAGCAUCAAAACUUUAUCAAGAAAUUAUUACAAAAAAGCUUGAUAGACGGCAUGAUGAUCAAUAUGAAUCUGUAAAGUUAUUUUUAAGUGAGAAAGAUUAUAAAAUCAUACUUAAUUUGGAUAAGCCGAUGCAUGUAUUUAGUUUCUUAACAGGGUUUUUUAACAAAUUACUAAGGGAUGCAUUUAAUACA